Lycium barbarum (goji berry) is the source of this 726-nucleotide messenger RNA. RefSeq names its product glyoxylase I 4-like. Bases 72 to 659 code for a protein of 195 amino acids. The record is from RefSeq and is a predicted model, not a curated record. The transcript is spliced from 3 exons. Gene Ontology annotation, molecular function: metal ion binding; lactoylglutathione lyase activity. Lineage: Eukaryota; Viridiplantae; Streptophyta; Magnoliopsida; Solanales; Solanaceae.
AGAGAAAAAGAAAGAAUCUAUAUUAACCAAAAAAAACACAACAUAUAUAUAUAUCGAGGAAGAAAUUAAAGAUGAUAUUGGAGAUUGAGGAAGUGAGCAGCUGCCCGGCACUGCCUCUGCUUUCGCUAAACCAUGUAUCGUUAUUGGUGAGAGAUGUCUGGAAUUCUGUGCGCUUCUAUGAAGAUGUCUUGGGCUUUUGUCUUGUCAAACGCCCUUCCUCUUUCAAUUUCCAUGGAGCCUGGUUGUACAACUAUGGAGUGGGGAUUCACUUGCUUGAGAACAAAGCGAUGGAGGAUUACGAUGCCAUCAAUGAACCUCGACCCAUUAAUCCGAAGGAUAACCACAUUUCCUUCCAGUGUACUGAUGUUGUGCUGGUGAAGAGGAGGUUGGAGGAAAUGGGAAUGAGAUACGUAACUGCAGUUGUGGAGGAAGAAGGGACCAAAGUAGAUCAGGUGUUUUUCCAUGACCCUGAUGGCUACAUGAUUGAAAUAUGUAACUGUGACAACCUUCCAAUUUUGCCCCUCUCUUCAAGCUGCCACCUCAAGCCCCACAAUAUUGGCAGCUAUAACAAAAUGAUAGCCACCAAUUAUGUCUGCGGUUUCAUGGAAACUGAAAUGUUGGAGAACUUAAGCAUGAACAUGCUCAACUUUUCUUUCUAAGCUGUACUACUGUACUAUUUUCGGUUAGUUUGUAAUCUGUGUGAUUGAAACUUUGAAUCUUUUGAAA